AUGGAUUUGGCUGCUGAGACUGGCAGAAGGAGAGCUGUUGUGCUGGCGGAACUCCGUGCCAGACAGGGCCCGUGGCUUGCAGCGAGAGGAACGCGCCAACCCGGCGGAUGGAUUCGGAAGGUUCCGCACUGCGGCUGGCGGGUGGCUAGCAGAAGCCCGGCGCAGUGGCAGGUGGUGGCAACACUGGAGGGGCACAGCGAUGCCGUGUGUGGGCUUGCUUGGUCCCCGGACCAGCGGAUCCUGACCGCCAGCGCCGACGGCACUGUGGGUGUCUGGGAGGCAGCGGAAGCUGCGGACGGGAAUUGGUCAGCGAUUGCGAACCAUGCGCCAGACAGCUGGUCCUUGAUGGCCGUGCUGGGCGCCAAGACCCAGGCGCCGGUGCGCGACGCCGCGUGGUCCGCGGCCGGGGAGGUCCUCGCGGGCAGCGCGGACGGCUCCGCGCGGGUGUGGAGACCUAGCGGCAAUGCCAGCCGAAUUCUGCGAGAGCCGCCGGAGCCCAAUGAGACAGUCAAUGGCACGGCGCCCAUCCCGCCGCCUCGAAUUCAGGGCCGGCUGAUGGAACACUGGACUCUGCACUCCUUGUUGCAGUCCCCAGACACAGUGCUGGCUGUGGAGUGGAGAAACGGAAGCGUCAUGGGUCGCGUGCUGGCUGGGGCGUAUGAGCGGACGGCGUGCUCGCAAGCGCCUUCCAGCAAGUGGAGUCCCUGCAGCGGGGGCGCAGCGAGAGGUUUAGACCAUUCAGCGGCCAUCUGGCACGCCAGCAAGGAGAUGCCCCAAAGGUGGGCGCUGGAGAGCACGCUGGAGGGCACUACGCACCUCAUGGUCUCGGUGAGGUGGUCACCAGAUGGGCAGCGACUUCUGACAGGCGGAAGCGAUGGGCGCGCCCGGAUUUGGCAGCUUGCGGACGUCGACUUCCAUGGCAGCGGAAGCCAGCGAUGGGAUGUGCUCACAGAAGAGCAGGUCCAUACGGAGGCAGUCCGCGCUGUGGCUUGGUCUCCGGAUGGAGAGCUAGUGCUGACGAGCGGACGGAAUGGCUACGCGUACAUUUGGCGGCCUUUCAACAGAUCGACUUGGUCCUUGGAGGGCUUUCUGACGCAGUUCAACGGCCAGAAGGUGCCGCCCAACCUGACCAACACAGCGGCGCACCUGCCGGAAGAAGAGGCACGCCUGGACACCUUGGACCCGCACUCCAACAUGGGCUGGAUAUCUGACUGGUCGCCCAUUUGGGUGGCUUCCUGGUCGCCCGACGGCCGCAGGAUCCUCACCGGGAGCAAGGACGGCUCGGCGCGCAUUUGGCUCCAGAACAUGUCCGUGCGAGGCAGCUGGUCUUUGGAGGCGACCCUGCAGGGCCAUUCCCAUGAGAUCUGGGCAGCAGCAUGGUCUCCAGACAGCUUGGCGCUCGUUACUGCUGACCAGGUCGGGAGAGCACGACUUUGGCGUGCUGGAGAUAAGGCAGCAGGAGCGAUGAUGGCCUGGUGA
Effrenium voratum is the source of this 1479-nucleotide messenger RNA. The record is from the annotation of a GenBank genome assembly. NCBI's taxonomy places the organism in Eukaryota, Dinophyceae, Suessiales, Symbiodiniaceae.